AUGCAGAAUGCUCCUUUCUGCGACCGGCAGGUCGAUAUGGACUUCCUGCGCCGUUCGCCGGCAGAGCAUCUCCGCCGGCGACUCGGUCCUCUGCGCUCCGAACCGAAUUUUUACAAAUUGGGCCUAGCCGAUCAACCUGAUUUCCUGAGGGAGAAAAGCGAAAAUAUCUUGGAAUGCUCGGAUCGUAAAGCCUCGGCGGACUGGCAGCGUCUCAAAGACUUGUUGGUCGCUCAUCGCAAAGGGGUGCCUGAAUCGACGAUAUUGGACUUGAUUCGGACCUUCCAAACACUGUGUCAAGAAGCCCUGGGAGACGUCCAAGAGGGCCUCUGUCAUGCAGCAGCUCUCAAGUUGCUUUCCAUAUUCGUUGAUCACGCGGGUGGCUAUCUUCGGGAUCAAGAUGUCGUGAAAGUGAGAUGUUGUGUGGCCCCGAUUCCGAAGGAUGUACUCACCAAAAUCAUGGAGCACGUAUCGAUCCUUGAAGAUUUCUGCGGGGAGUAUUUGAGCACCGCCGUGAACGAAAUCGCAGAAAACUCGAACGAUAGCAAUGCUUUCUUGAAGGAAACAGCUGAGGUCAAACUACCGAUUGUCAGAGACCCGGAAUGGCUGGAACGAGAGUUCCUCCUCAUAGCCAAGACGCCGAUGGAGAGUUCGAAGAGUCGGCUGGGUUUCGAUGAGAUCGUCAAGCAAACCAACAUUCAAUCGGGGAAGGACGAAACUCCGACAGAGACCUACAACGAAGCGUGGCUGCAACGGAAAGUCAGAGACAUCACUCGGGACCUCACACCUUCUGUGCCUCCGGAGGAAAUCGUCAAAAUAAUCGUGAAUCGCCUCGAAUCCGCAAGCAGUGACGACGUGGUUUCUUCGGAGCUCUUCGAGGCUCUCGGAAUGGAUUUCCUCGAGCUGAUCAGUGAAGUCAUGAAACGGCGCAAGGACAUAAUGAAAGCUGUUGCUCGACAAGCUCAUAUAGACUCGAUCGGGGCUUCAGGCGCCCGUCAGAAACAGAUGCCGUCGUCGCAGUCAAGUAAUCCGCUCGGACAAACUGUCAGCGUUAAUUUGGAGAGCGAGAUUCUCCUGCAGAAGAAAUUAUCCAAAGAGGAGAAAAAACUACACAAACUCAAAUCGAACGCAAUCGAUGAUUUGACGAUCGACGAGCUCCGACAGAUUCGCCAACAAGAACUCACCGAGCGCUACCGGAGCCCGACAGGAGUUUAUGUUUCGUCGUCGAGCAAGGUUGACAACUCGUCAAUGCCGCACGUAUAUGACAGUCUCUCGCAGCUCCGGACCUCGAAAACGUUCGUGGGCGGCUUGAACCUCAUGCUACCUGAGUCCGCGAAACAAAUCACCACGGGCACCUACGAUGAAAUUCGAAUUCCAGUUUCGGACUCCACGAUUCCCAGAGUCUGUACCCUGAUCAGUAUUAUGGAUCUCGAAGAGCCACUCCAAGCGGCCUUCCCAAAAACGGAACGUUUGAAUCUUAUUCAGAGCGCCGUCUACCCUGUUGCCUAUCAAUCAAAUGAGAACAUGCUCAUUUGCGCUCCGACAGGAGCCGGAAAGACGAACGUCGCGAUGCUGACCAUCAUGAGAGAAGUCAUGAAACGGCUCGAUCCGGUUACGGGUCGCGCGAGCAACGAUUUUAAAAUCGUCUACGUCGCUCCGAUGAAGGCACUCGCGUCAGAAAUGGUGUCGAACUUCGGGAGUCGGCUCUCGGUAUUCGGAAUGUCGGUCAGAGAGCUCACCGGAGACAUGCAGCUGACGAAAACGGAGAUGAUGAAAACUCAUAUGCUCGUCACAACCCCCGAGAAAUGGGACGUUGUCACUCGCAAAGGUAGCGGCGACGUCCAGAUGGUGAAAAUGGUGACUCUACUCAUUCUCGACGAAGUCCAUUUGUUGCACGGGGAUCGUGGCCCGGUGCUCGAGGCCCUCGUGGCCCGGACAAUCCGUCAGGUAGAGAGCACCCAAUCCAUGAUCCGGAUCAUAGGGCUGUCGGCCACCCUUCCGAACUACACAGACGUGGCGAAUUUUCUCGGAGUGAACCUAGCCAGCGGACUGUUUUACUUCGAUCAUCGUUUCCGUCCGGUCCCUCUGGCGCAGACAUUCGUCGGCUACAAAGGGAGGUCUCGUCUCGAACAGAAUCAACAGAUGAACGACAUAACCUAUGAGAAAGCGCUGGAAAUCGUUAAAGCCGGGAACCAGGUGAUGGUAUUCGUUCAUUCCCGGAACAAUACCAUACGGUCGGCGGGGGCGAUGCGCGACAUCGCCAGCGAGCAUGGGAAACUCGAAUUCUUCCUCCAAAACAACCAUCCCCAGUACUCGUUGCUCGAGAAGAAUCUGGCCAGUUCUCGAAACAAGAAACUGCAGGAGCUAUUCCGUGUCGGUUUCGGAUUCCAUCACGCGGGUAUGCUGCGUCAGGACAGGAAUUUCGUCGAGAAAGCGUUUUCGAAAGGCGCGAUCAGCGUCCUGUUCUGCACGUCGACUCUUGCUUGGGGUGUGAAUCUCCCCGCUAACUGCGUCAUCAUCAAGGGGACCGAUGUCUACGACUCGACUCACGGUGCCUUCGUCGAUCUGGGCAUACUCGACGUGCUCCAGAUUUUCGGUAGAGCGGGUCGACCGCAAUUUCAGCAGACGGGAGAGGCGAUGAUAAUCACGCACCAUUCGAAGAUGAGUAAUUACGUGUCUCUGAUGACGAACCAAUGGCCGAUCGAGAGCAAGUUCCACCAGAACCUUGCGGACAACCUCAUCGCAGAAAUCGUUCUCGGCACCGUCACCAACAUCGACGAGGCCGUCGAAUGGUUGAGCUACACGUAUCUUUUUGUUCGUAUGAAGAAAAAUCCGCUCGUCUACGGACUGACUCCGAAAUCGUUGAGAGAAGAUCCCGAACUAUUCAACCAUCGGCGCGGGCUGAUCGAGGAGGCGGCCCGAAAACUCGACUCCGCCAAGAUGAUCCGCUAUCAUGAAGCGACGGGUUCGCUAGACGCAACCGACUUGGGUCGAACCGCCUCACAUUUCUACAUAAAAUACGAGACUGUCGAACGCAUAAACGAGUGGUUCUUGAGGAAAGUGUCCACUUUGCAGGACGCUGACGUCAUCGCCAUGAUAAGUCAGGCGCAGGAGUUCGAUCAGCUGCAAAUGCGUGAAGACGAGUCCGAGGAACUCAUUAAGAUGGAGCGGAGAUGCGAGUUGGUGGUGAAGCAGGGCGUUCAAGGAGGGAAAAUCAAUACGCUCAUACAGAACUACAUCUCACGCGGAGACGUCGAAACGUUUUCCCUCGUUUCCGAUUCGAACUACAUUGUACAGAACGCUACUAGGAUCGGCAGAGCCCUUUUCGAGAUGGCUCUGCGCAAAGGGAACGCUUUGGCGGCCGGUCGGCUGCUCCUGAAUUCGAAAAUGUUGGAAAGGCAGUCGUGGUACUUCAACAGCCCCUUGAGACAAUUCCCUGGAGUUUCGUACAAGACGAUUGAAUUCCUUGAAAGAAAGGACUGCACACUCGACGCCCUCCGGGGCAUGGACCCCAAAGAAGUCGGACAACUCGUUCAGAACCAGGGCCAGGGCGCCCUCGUUCAUCAAUAUGCUCAUAAUGUGCCUUAUAUUGAGAUUGAUUGCACGGUCCAUCCCAUUACGAGAACCGUUUUCAAGGUCACUCUCGACAUCGAACCCGCGUUUACGUGGGACGACAACUUCCAUCAUAAUUCAGAGGCGUUCUGGAUUUGGAUCGAAGAUCCGGAAUCCGAUCACAUCACUCAUUCAGAAUACUUCAUUCUCACGAAGAAACAAGUCAUGCUGAAAGAGAGGCAAAACCUCGUGUUCACCAUACCGGUCACCGAUCCUCCGCCUGGACAGUAUUUGAUACACGUGGACUCAGACCGCUGGAUCGGUUCUGAGGAUGAGAUCCCCAUGAGCUUCAAGCAUCUCAUUCUCCCGACGAGGCAUCUGCCCCACACCGAACUGUUGGAUUUGCAACCACUGCCGAAAACGGCACUGAAAAACGAACUCUUCGAGUCGCUCUACCCCUUCACGCAUUUCAAUCCGAUCCAAACCCAGCUGUUCCAUACCCUGUACCAUACGGAUCACAACGUGUUACUCGGCGCACCCACCGGCUCCGGAAAAACCAUUGUCGCGGAGAUCGCGAUGUUCCGAGUAUUCCAAAUGCAACAAAAGCGACGGAAAGUCGUUUAUAUCGCACCUCUGAAGAGUUUGGUGAAGGAACGAGUGAAAGACUGGAACGACCGACUCGUCCAGAGACUCGGUUUCAAAAUGGCCGAAUUGACCGGUGAUGUCACCCCCGAUUUCCGGACGAUAGCCGAAGCCGACAUCAUCGUCACAACUCCGGAAAAAUGGGACGGCGUUUCCCGAUCCUGGCAGACGCGAUGCUACGUUCAGGAUGUGGCUCUGAUCGUUAUCGACGAAAUUCACCUGUUGGGAGAAGACCGAGGCCCUGUCCUCGAGGUCAUUGUGUCGCGAGCUAAUUUCAUAGGGAAUUUCAACGAGACCAAGAUUCGGAUCAUCGGUCUCUCCACCGCUCUUGCGAACGCUCGCGAUCUCGCGGAUUGGCUCCAGAUUGGAGAAGUGGGCCUAUUCAAUUUCAAACCCUCCGUGCGACCGGUCCAGCUGGAAGUUCACGUUUCGGGCCACCCGGGGAAACAUUACUGCCCCAGGAUGGCCCUGAUGAACAAGCCCACGUUCAGAGCGAUCCAACAGCACUCCCCAUCGAAGCCGGUUCUCAUUUUCGUAUCGUCGAGACGUCAAACUCGACUGACCGCCAAUGACCUGAUAGCCUUCUUGGGUGGUACGCCCGACUCGAAAGUGUGGCUGAACAUGGACGAAGCCUCCAUGGAGCAGGUCUUGCAGCAGGUCAACGACCAGUAUCUGAGGCAUUCCCUCAACUUUGGCGUCGGAAUGCACCACGCGGGAUUGCAGGAGAAAGAUCGACAGAUCGUCGAAGAACUCUUCCUGAACUGUAAAAUCCAGGUUCUCAUUGCGACUUCCACGCUGGCUUGGGGUGUGAAUCUCCCCGCACAUCUGGUCGUCGUCAAAGGAACCGAAUACUUCGACGCCAAAGUCAAUCGCUACUCCGAUUAUCCGAUCACCGACGUCCUCCAAAUGAUCGGGAGAGCCGGUCGACCUCAGUUCGACACCCACGGUGUCGCCGUGGUCAUGGUUCACGAUCAGAAGAAAAAGUUCUACCAAAAGUUCUUGUACGAGCCGUUCCCCGUCGAGAGCUCUCUGCUGAAAGUGCUGCCCGAUCACAUCAAUGCGGAAAUUGUGGCGGGAACGCUGACGACCACCCAGGACUGCAUGGAGUACAUGACGUGGACCUAUUUCUUCAGACGUCUGCUGCAGAACCCCAGCUACUACGAUCUCGAAGACGUCGCGUCUGCUGAGGUCAAUAAGUACUUAUCGGAUCUGAUUGCUCGGACAAUCGACACUCUCAUACGCUCGUACUGUGUCGAGCUCGACGAAGACGAUCGAACAUUGAUUCCUACCCCUCUUGCGAAGAUCAUUUCGUUUUAUUACUUGUAUCACGAAACAGCGAAAUUCUUCCACGAGUCCCUCAAUAAGGACUGCAAUUACCUCAGACUUAUGGAACUCACUUGCGAAUGCAAAGAAUUCGCUGAAUUGCCCGUCCGUCACAACGAAGAUCUCGAGAACGCCGAAUUGGCCGAGAACCUCAGAUGGGGAAGACAUCGGAGAAACUACGAUAGUCCACACACGAAAGCUUUCCUCUUACUGCAAGCCCAUAUGGAGCGCUGCCCCAUGCCGAGCUCCGAUUAUCUGCUGGACCUGAAGUCAAUGCUCGAUCAAGUGCCCAGAGUCAUUCAAGCUGAGAUCGAUAUUCUGAGCGCCAAGGGCCUGCUUUCGCCGGUGCUCUCCUGCAUUUUACUUCUACAAACUCUGAACCAAGCCCGGUACCAUGACAUCGACGACCCGCUGACCUGUCUCCCCGAGGUCGAGGACAGCCACCUCUACAUGUUCCGCAAAGCUGGAUUCGACUCUCUGGCAGAAGCUGUGACGAAAAUAAGAGAUAGGGAAAUGUUCAGCAAGUUACAGCAAUCGCUGCGACUGGAGUUUUCCGCUGAGAUAACGAAGAAGAUUCUUUUUGCCAUCAAAGAUCUCCCUCUGAUCAAGACCCGCCUCUUCAUUGAUGGGCCUGAUUGUCAGGGAGUUCAAAUCCCGGUUGAGCGUUUCCAGGGUGCCGUGCCGGACCGAGCAUGGAUUCGAGUCAAAAGCCAGACGGAGUAUACGAUCAGUUUUGAGACUACUCGGCAGAACUCGAUGCCUAGCCAGAGAGGCGUUCCGAAAGCCGCUAUACAAUCGAGGAAAGUGAAAGCGAAGGAUGAAGGAUGGUUUUUCGUGAUCGGCAGCAAGGAAUCGGGGACUCUGACAAUGCUCAAACGCUGCUCAGGAUUCUACCAGACAAUGACUUAUCAAUCGACUUUCAUGACACCCGAAACUCCAACACGAAUGAUCCUCACAGUGUUUCUGUUAUCCGACGUGUAUUUAGGUCUGGAUCAAGAGUAUAACGUUUACUUGGAUGUGAGCAAUUGA
Messenger RNA from Galendromus occidentalis (western predatory mite), 6543 nucleotides. RefSeq names its product activating signal cointegrator 1 complex subunit 3. The transcript has a single exon. Lineage: Eukaryota; Metazoa; Arthropoda; Arachnida; Mesostigmata; Phytoseiidae. The coding region runs from base 1 to 6543 and encodes 2180 amino acids. Gene Ontology annotation, molecular function: nucleic acid binding; ATP binding; ATP hydrolysis activity. The record is from RefSeq and is a predicted model, not a curated record.